Molecule: messenger RNA, 2982 nt
Organism: Recurvomyces mirabilis
Lineage: Eukaryota; Fungi; Ascomycota; Dothideomycetes; Mycosphaerellales; Teratosphaeriaceae
Gene: MSC2
Product: putative zinc transporter msc2
Exons: 1
Coding region: 1-2982 (993 amino acids)
Biological process (GO): zinc ion import into Golgi lumen; intracellular zinc ion homeostasis
Cellular component (GO): cytoplasmic vesicle; membrane; Golgi apparatus
Molecular function (GO): zinc ion transmembrane transporter activity
Source: RefSeq, a predicted model, not a curated record
AUGGCUUCAAGCUAUGCACUUCCAUAUGCCAAUGCGAAUGGAGGAAGUGGCCAGCAGCAGCAGCACGCACAUCAUGGGCAUAGUCGAUCGUACGGUGGUGGACCAUACCUAUCGCCUGGCAAGACAUUCCAGAAUGGAAACACCAUAAACAAUAGCCACUCAACAGUCAAGAAGGCUUCCUCACACAACCAACUCUACACCCAUGCCGAGACGAGCCGAGAGACAAGUCCUCUGCCUUCGCCUGGUGUGGAAGAGUACAAGACGCCCUUCGAGCACAACAUCUACGCCUUUGAGAACAACCAGAGGUUGAACGCUCCGCCGCCUUCACGAUUUGGCCACAUGAGAACAAAGAGCAGUAGACCACGAGGAGAGUCGGAUCUGGGCAGGCCGGCGGACGUGCGCAGCCCAGCAUACAGACCAAGUCUGCCAAGGAUAUCGACGGCGAGCUCAUCAUGGUUCUCCUUGCCUGAAGCUUUGACGGCCCUUCUCAUACCUCUACCGUAUCUGCUUGCCUCUGCUGCAUACUCGACCAUCACACACGAAGAGCUGAGUGGAGGCACGCAUGAGCUACCUGCAUAUGCGCGGCUCCAGCAUGGGGCAGGUGGACAGAGUAGAGUCCUGCCAAAGCAGAAGUUUAGCAGCGACUCUGGCUUUAUCGAGGCGUGCACGUUGACGUCUGGUACACUCUUACUGGUCGGCAUUAUAGCAAAGAUACGGGCUGGGGAGCGACAGCUGGAUCGACGGAAGGAGCCUGCGAGUAUGCAACAGCAGGUCAGAGCGCUGGCGAGCCCGAGUUCGGUACGGACGAUGGCAUUACGGGCCUUUAGUCUGGGCCUGCCGUUUUACGCUGCCAUGCAGGUUGGAGGACUGCGGACCGGGCUCGUGCUGCUGUCUUGCACAGCGGCUGGUAUCACAGACGCGAAUGUGCCUUUCAGGAGGACACUACAUGAAUGGAAGCACAUUCUAUCGACACGGACAACGACAUUGGUGGUUGUACUGCUGAGCAUAACGUUGGACAUGAUCGGCUGGACCUUCCGUGCUCCCUUCACGCACACACUGUCUGGAUACGUUGCUCUUCUCGCGUCAGCUCUGUUCAUACCGUCACAGCUACCGCUUAAGUUAUCAACAGGUUCGACACCGGCAUCAAAAGGGCCGACCUCAGCCUCAUGGACGACCAGCAGCAGACUACCAGCGACCUCACCCCUGCUAGCCUCAGUCCCAGACGUCAACAUGACCCUCAUCUCCGGGCUUUUAAUGUCCCUCCUGACCAUCACCCUCUCCUAUAUCUGGUCAACCUCCCCAGCCAUAAACACCACCGCUUUAACCUUUAGCACCCUCGCCAUCGCCGCCAUGACAGGCGCCAUCAUCUUCUCCCAACCCCACACCCUCCGCAGCCAACACCGAGCAGGUCUCGGACUCGGCUGUCUAACGACUGCAUGCUGCGCUUUCAUGUACUCACCUACUUUCUGGCCAGGCACGAUCGUCAAUGGAGGAUUAUCUGCGCUGUCUGGUGUGGCUGUCUUGUACGAUACGAAUGCUUUUGAUAACGACACGCCUGUUCACGAACAUCACGCACAUAGUUCGCAUACACAUUCUCAUGGCCAUGGCCAGCAGGAAACGGCUGAUAAGGGCCCUUCGGCCAUCACGAAAUUCAUCCUUGGCCAUUGCGAGCCGGGCUCCAUGAUCCACGGCAUCCUAAGUGAGAAGGACUCGAGACGAAUCGCUUACUUCACCCUACUAAAUUUCGGCUUCAUGUUCGUGCAGGGCGUAUACGGGUACCUCUCCGGCUCACUAGGAUUACUGAGCGACACCGUACACAUGUUCUUCGACUGCCUGGGUCUAAUCGUCGGCCUAGGAGCGGCCGUCGCCUCGAAAUGGCCUGAAUCGCCGGACAAACCUUAUGGCUGGGGCAAGCUCAAUACCUUGGCUGGAUUUGGGAAUGGUGUCUUCCUCAUGCUGGUCAGUGUGGAGUUCGUCUGGGAAGCUAUCGAGGGUAUCAUGGAGGGGACGGAGCUGAGACAUGUCAAGGAGUUGUUUGUGGUCAGUUCUGCUGGACUGGCGGUUAAUUUGGUUGGGCUCUUUGCUUUUGGGCAUGCGCAUGGGGGGCAUGAUCAUGGCCAUUCGCAUGGGCACGGGCAUGAGCAUGGUCAUUCGCACGCCGGUCACGACCACGGACAUUCUCACAGCCACUCGAUCGCUAGCCACGAUCACAACCACACUCACACGCCCACCCACUCGCAGCACACCAGCCACGACCACGACCACGACCACGACCACGACCACGACCACGACCACGCCCAAUCCAACGGCCACACCAAGUCCGCAAACCACACCUGCGACCACGACCACGACCACAAAGAAUCGGCCCCCAACACCCACCACGUCCCAGCCCCCCAACACAACGAAAACAUGCGCGGCAUCUACCUCCACAUCGCCGCCGACGCCGGCGGCUCCCUCGCCGUCAUCCUCAGCACAGCCCUUACCCUCUACAAACCCUGGUACCUCUGGGACCCCAUGGCAACAAUCCUCAUCGCGGCCUUGAUCUUCGCCGCCGCUGUGCCAUUGGUGAUGAGUUCGGGCCAGAAAUUGUUACUAGUAGUGCCUGAUCAAUUGGAAUAUGGGGCCAAGGGUAUGUUGCAGGAGCUUAGUGAGAUGAGGGGGGUGGUGGGGUAUGCGGGGCCGAGGUUUUGGGUGGAUGAUAGGGGGGAUGGUGGGGAUGGGCAUGAGCAUCAUGGGCAUGAUCACGGGGAUGGUGGGGGAGGGCAGAAGGUCAUGGGUGUUAUUCAUGUUUUUGCGGCGCAGGCGGCGGACGUGGAGGAUGUGAGGGUGAGGGUGUUGGAGUUCGCGGGGGAGAGGGGCAUGGAUCUUGUGGUUCAGGUUGAGAGGGAGGGGGAGGGUGGGGGGUGUUGGUGUGGUGGUGGCGGUGGUGGUGGUGGUGGUAGUAUUGGUGGUGGCAGUAUUGGAGGGAUGAAAACUGGUUGA